Molecule: messenger RNA, 1968 nt
Organism: Zingiber officinale
Lineage: Eukaryota; Viridiplantae; Streptophyta; Magnoliopsida; Zingiberales; Zingiberaceae
Product: cysteine--tRNA ligase, chloroplastic/mitochondrial-like
Exons: 9
Coding region: 251-1786 (511 amino acids)
Biological process (GO): cysteinyl-tRNA aminoacylation
Cellular component (GO): cytoplasm
Molecular function (GO): ATP binding; cysteine-tRNA ligase activity
Source: RefSeq, a predicted model, not a curated record
GCAGGCGGCGGAACAGUGAUCUCGCCUUCCCUCCCGUUCCUCUGCUCCAGGUGGUGGAUUACGGUAACCUCGUCGCCGCUGUCCAGGAGUAGCAUCGGAGACGGCUGCUUCGACUUCCCAAUCCAUUUUCUCUCCCCACUAAACUUCUGCUAGUUUUCUCGCCGGGUAGGGUGACAGAAUUAGGGUUUAAGCUUUUCGGAAAGGGAAAGGCUCGGAAAGGGAAAGGGAAAGGCGCCGGAGUAGGAAAUCCAUGGGGAAUCCGGAUCUGUUGCUCUUCAAUUCAAUGUCGAAGCAGAAGGAGUUGUUCAGGCCUCUGGUCGAAGGACAAGCCUCCAUGUACGUCUGCGGCAUCACGCCUUACGAUUACAGCCAUAUUGGACAUGCUCGCGCUUACGUCGCUUUUGACGUCCUCUACAGGUAUUUGAAGCACUUGGGUUAUGACGUCAAAUAUGUGCGCAACUUCACUGACAUUGAUGACAAGAUAAUUAAAAGAGCAAAUGAAUCAGGGGAGGAUCCAUUAAGUUUGAGCAGUAGGUUUUCCGAAGCAUUUUUGCAUGAUACAGCCGAACUCAACUGUGUGCCUCCAACUCAUCAACCACGCGUUUCUGAUCACAUAGAGCAGAUAAAGGAUUUGAUAACCAAGAUAAUGGAGAAUGGAUGUGCUUAUACUAUAGAAGGAGAUGUUUACUUUGCAAUUGAUAAUUUCCCUGAUUAUUGCCAACUAUCUGGACGAAAGCUUGAUGAUAAUCGUGCUGGUGGAGGUGGAAGAGUUUCCGUUGAUUUAAGAAAGAAAAAUCCAGCAGAUUUUGCACUAUGGAAGGCCGCUAAGCCUGGUGAGCCAAGCUGGGAUAGUCCUUGGGGUCCUGGCAGACCAGGUUGGCAUAUCGAAUGCAGUGCCAUGAGUUCACAAUAUUUAGGUACUACUUUCGAUAUUCAUGGUGGAGGAAAGGACUUGAUUUUUCCUCAUCAUGAGAAUGAACUGGCCCAGAGCAAAGCUGCAUGCCCUGAAUUCAAAAUAAGCCAUUGGAUGCAUAAUGGCUUUGUGAACAAGGAUAAUCAGAAAAUGUCAAAGUCAGAUGACAAUUUCUUUACUAUUCGAGAUAUUAUUGCCAAAUACCAUCCACUGGCUUUGAGGUUUUUUUUGAUGCGCACACAUUACCGUGCUGAUGUAAAUUACUCUGAUAUAGCACUUGAAAAUGCAUCAGAUCGAGUCUUCUAUAUUUAUCAGACACUUGAUGACUGCAAACAAGGUCUUUCUCGAUUCCGGGAAGAGGAACUCAAAGGCCAAAUCCCAGCUAAGGUCAAGGAAUCAAUCGAUAAAUUCCAUUCAAGUUUCAUAGAAUCUAUGUCAGAUGAUCUUCACACUACUGCUGUAUUGGAUGAUCUUAUGGAACCACUUAAGGCGAUAAAUAGUAACUUGAAGCAGUUAAAGGGUAAGAAACCGCCAAAGCCUGUUAUUCUUUCUCUUCUCGCACUAGAGAAAGAAGUCAGAGAUGUUCUUGACAUUCUGGGACUCUUGGGUGCUUCUUGCUCUGAGAUUCUUCAGCAACUAAAAGAUAAAGCUCUGCUUAGAGCCGGGUUAACUGAGGAACAAGUACAACAGCUGAUCGAGGAAAGGAACUCAGCGAGGAAAAACAAGGAGUACGCGAUCUCAGACAAGAUCAGAAAAGAGCUCUCUGUUAAGGGCAUCGCCCUAAUGGACGAAGCAAAUGGGACCAUAUGGAGACCGUGCGAGCCUGAGAAAGAUGCAACCGAAUUGGUCUCUAAUUGCAGUAUCGAAAGCUGACAUUAGUCGAUUGCCGACUCCAUAUUUAUGAUUUGUAUGAGUUUUGAUCACAAUUCUACUCAAAUAUUUUGAUUAACAUGUAACAAUAUUAGUUGCUUGUAUUCCAAAAACAACUUCAAUGUCACAAAUAAUGAUGAGUCUUUUUUUUUCUUUGCAAAAAUUAACAUGGUGGGUUCAAGUGA